AUGAAGGAUGGAGGAUGGCAACUGACAGACGCGCUGCACCCACUCGUGGACUAGUAAGGGCUGCCUAAAAGGCAGUCCAAUUGAUUCGCAGCUUGUGUUAUUCUCUUCGUUUCAAUUUGUAAUUUGCUCAGUUUAUCAUGAGGAGGUGUUUGAUUCUGUUCGUUUCGCCCUGUGCUGGUCCAGGCAGCCAAACUCUCUCAGCGAGCGGGCAAGGGGGCAUUUUCCCAGGACGUGUUAUACAGCGUUGAUCCGCGUCUCAGAGGAGAUACUUUGGAUUUUAUUUCCCUCCACCUUUGUGGUCGAGACCGUGCGCCGUUCUGCGUCUUGAGGGGCUAAUAUUGUUGGAACCAUGAGGUUUGUGUCAGCGAACUUUCUUGCCCUGUUCUUUUUGUGCACUUGUUCGUGUGUGCUCUACGUCUGGAGCAGACUAGAAGACAGACUGGGGAGACACAAACGGGGGCUUCAUGGACCAGGGGCACUGUUUGCUUAUGGGAAAUCUGCUGACCUAUCCGCAAGAACUUUCCGGGCACUUCUUGCUGUCCCGGCAGCUCAGAAAUCACACCGUAAAUCCAACACAACGGACGGUCAUAAUUCAAGCAACACCGGAGGUGAUGCGAACAAAUACCAUGGCCAUGCUGCUAAAAUGGCACCGAAUAAACAGGACAUAGUUCGUCUUACGGAGAUAAUCGAAGAUGGAAUAUUUUGGAGUCAGACACUGGAGGAUCAUCUUCCCGUCGGCUUCAGUGAGGAACAUGCCCGAACGUGGAGACACAGAGCCCGGGGCAACCUCGUUGUUUCACUGGAGCCAGGCUGCGGCAGGGUCUCUAACCAGCUGGCCACAUUUUCAGACGGGAGUAAAGCAUGUGUGCGUUACGGGAUAAACGCGGAGCAGAUACAAGGAGAAACUUUGUCCUAUUACUUGGCUAAUCUUCUAGGCAUCACAAACAUACCCCCUAGCAUCCUCUCCCGACUGAACGUUGACGGGGAACAAUGGGGCUCUGUGAGGCGGAGGGUGGAUGGCUUGCAGUGGUCCGCGGGAGCGAUUGUGUCCCUAACAGAAUGGGUCGCAAAUCUUACAGGAGUCGUUACACCUGCACCUCUGCGGCAGGAGAGCAAGGGUCUUCAUCCUUUGCUAACGGAACUUGGAAACAAAACGCUACCUGAGCUGCUCGAGCUUGUACAGUGGACCGACCUAAUCAUAUUUGACUACCUAACAGCGAACUUCGACAGGCUGGUUAGCAACCUUUUCAGCCUUCAAUGGGACGCCCGCGUAAUGGAAAGGGAUACUAGCAACCUCCUCAGAACACCAAGCGGGGAUUUGGUUUUCAUAGACAAUGAAGCGGGCCUGGUGCAUGGGUACCGCGUGCUCGAUAUGUGGGAGCGUUACCACAGCACCGUUUUGAGCUCGGUGUGCUUGUUUCGAAAGGGGACAGCUAAGCGCAUCGCGGAGCUUCAUCGCACCAGAGACACGCGGAUGCGGCUGCUUUAUCUUUACCAGGACAGAGAGCCUUUAGCAACGGAGCUGGGCUUCCUGUCCGACGACCACGCACGGACAUUGCAGAAUAGAAUUGACACUCUGCACAAACACAUACAGAAUUGUAAAGACAGGUACAGUCAGUUAUAGACACGGCAUAUUGUUGUGGAAACAAACGUACUGAAGACAGACAAUAUUUUCAGUCAUACUCCAAGAAGUAUAUCUGACUGACUACCUCUUGUGGGGGAACAUAAAUGUAUUUAUGCUCUCAAGUUAAGUUUUUUUAUGUUAUUAUUUAAUCCAGCCUUAAUGUACAAUAUAACAAUUUGUAAAUGGCGUAGAAUAUUUUGAUGUACCUAUUGUUCAGUGAUGCUGUAUGAUAGGGGAGGAGUUGUAGUCGAGUGUGCUUUGCAAGGAGGUCCAGUUUGUAAACACACUAUUGUAAUGAACAAAGUGUUUUGUCUGCCACAUUACCAUAUGGCAUUGUAUUAUCAUUAUAGCAUAUUUAUUAUGUUAAUGAUAUGGUAACAGUUCAUUUUGGAAACAGUACCUUCCAUCUCUCUCUCUAGUAGGCAGGUAGGGAAGUCAGUGUUGGAUUUACACCAAAUCCUUCCUAUUUUGUUUUCCACCACUGUCGGUUUGGCACAUUUUCAGUUGUAACUGUCAGAGUUUGGUUGGCCAGAUUUUCUCAUUGAAGAGUUUUAACCCAACACUUCAGUGCACAUUUCUAGUGAAACUGUUUUUUUCGUCUAAAUGCUGCAAACACACUCAUUUCAUUUUAGUUCCUUGUGAAACACACAAAAAUGUCUUUUAUUGUGAAUUUCAAACUUCACUUUAACAUUCCAAGCCUUUUUCUUACUCAAUUGAAAGCCUAGUUUCCUCUGUCUGCUAUUAAAACCAUUGGAGACACAAGUUGUUUCACUGUAAAAAGAGAAUUAUUGUGUUCUGCCACAUUCUUGCCUCCUACUCCAAACCCACUCGACACCCCAAGCCUCUCUCUU
Molecule: messenger RNA, 2475 nt
Organism: Engraulis encrasicolus (European anchovy)
Lineage: Eukaryota; Metazoa; Chordata; Actinopteri; Clupeiformes; Engraulidae
Gene: fjx1
Product: four-jointed box kinase 1
Exons: 1
Coding region: 350-1624 (424 amino acids)
Biological process (GO): cell-cell signaling
Source: RefSeq, a predicted model, not a curated record